Molecule: messenger RNA, 854 nt
Organism: Echinops telfairi (small Madagascar hedgehog)
Lineage: Eukaryota; Metazoa; Chordata; Mammalia; Afrosoricida; Tenrecidae
Gene: DYNLRB1
Product: dynein light chain roadblock-type 1
Exons: 4
Coding region: 169-510 (113 amino acids)
Biological process (GO): microtubule-based movement
Cellular component (GO): centrosome; cytoplasm; cytoplasmic dynein complex
Molecular function (GO): dynein intermediate chain binding
Source: RefSeq, a predicted model, not a curated record
UGGGUUGAGAAGUGUGCCUGUUCAAGCAUUUCAAGAAUUUCAAGCUUUUUUAUUUUUUAGCAAAUGGAAAACCAGACCUAUUACUGAGAGGCAACCACUUAGAAUUAGGUAUCUCCGGUCAGCAGAAGGCUUUUGCUUUCUGUGGUUUGUCUUCAGCUGAAUGGAAAGAUGAGGCUGACUGCUCCGAAAAGCUUUGCAGUCUGGGAAACAAGCCUUAAUAGAGCAGAGGUGGAAGAAACCCUGAAGCGACUGCAGAGCCAGAAGGGUGUGCAGGGGAUCAUCGUGGUGAACACGGAAGGCAUUCCCAUCAAAAGCACCAUGGACAACCCCACCACCACACAGUACGCCAACCUCAUGCACAGCUUCAUCCUGAAGGCAAGGAGCACUGUGCGAGAAAUCGACCCCCAGAAUGACCUCACCUUCCUGCGAAUUCGUUCCAAGAAAAAUGAAAUUAUGGUUGCACCAGAUAAAGACUAUUUCCUGAUUGUGGUUCAGAAUCCAACCGAAUAAGCUACUCGGCUCCUUAUGUUAGUCCUUAAAUUAAUCCCCCUGCCCCCAAGCGUAAAUCAUGCCAAUCCACUACAAAUGGAAUCAUACACUCAAGCCAAUCCAGCGACCAAGGGAGAGCUGCUGCCUCGCCCGCCCCACCUGUGGAAGGAACGCUCUGCCGCACCUGUGGCUGCCGAGGUCCCGCGGCAGGGCCUUCCCCUUCCAGAGAUCCCUCCCAUGGCACCUGGGGGUCGGAGCAAGGGCUGUGAGGAGCCCCCGCCUGCUUCCUCCUGACCUUCAGUUCACCUGUCGCCCUUGGAAAAGUCUGUUUUUCUUUACCUAAAAAUAACCUAAAGGCUUGCUUA